Messenger RNA from Lizanozyma spartinae, 450 nucleotides. It is a transcript of the gene GNA1, whose product is annotated as glucosamine 6-phosphate N-acetyltransferase. The coding region runs from base 1 to 450 and encodes 149 amino acids. NCBI's taxonomy places the organism in Eukaryota, Fungi, Ascomycota, Pichiomycetes, Serinales, Debaryomycetaceae. The transcript has a single exon. The record is from RefSeq and is a predicted model, not a curated record. Gene Ontology annotation, biological process: UDP-N-acetylglucosamine biosynthetic process. Gene Ontology annotation, cellular component: Golgi apparatus; endoplasmic reticulum; endoplasmic reticulum-Golgi intermediate compartment. Gene Ontology annotation, molecular function: monosaccharide binding; glucosamine 6-phosphate N-acetyltransferase activity.
AUGGAAUUGCCCGAGGGAUACAACUUCAGAAGAGUGAAAGUGACAGAUCACAAUGAAUAUUUAGAUGUGUUGCGAGUUCUCACAACUGUUGGAGAAAUCAAUGAAGCUCAAUUCAAAGAACUAGUGGAUCAUUGGAAUAGUGUUGAAGGCAUAUACUACCCACAAGUGAUUACCGACACACAAGGCAAAGUUGUGGCCACCGGAUGUCUUGUUGUUGAGCGGAAGGCUAUCCACCAAUGUGGGAAGGUUGGCCAUAUUGAAGACAUUGCUGUGUGUAAACUGCAACAGGGGAAAGGACUUGGAUUGGUAUUGAUUCAAGGAUUGACUGCUAUUGCUGAGAAGGAAGGAUGCUACAAAGUGAUAUUGGAUUGUUCUGAUCAUAAUGUUGGGUUCUAUAAUAAAUGUGGAUAUACUCAUAGUGGAUGUGAAAUGGUAAAGCGUUUUGAUUGA